GUGCUGAUCUAUUUCUAGUAUUAGAGCGAGUUCCUUUGUCUUCUAGGCGGUGUGGUAGGGAGGGUGGGUGUCUAUUAUAAUAGCCUUAUGUUACACGGGGUAAGGGUCUAUACUUCUCUAUCCUGGUCCGCACUAAGGCAGGUGAGUAUUACGUUAGUGUUCCUUGACCACAACGAAUGUAAUAAUGAAAUCCAACCCAUUCUUAUAUCCGUUGCCUUUGGUCCUGCCAUCCCUUACUUCCCUGCCAUCCCUGGGAUGGUUGUGAUGUUGGGGAUGGCUGCCAUCCCAAGGCGUCCUGCCAUCCCUCGGAUGGUUGCCCUUGGCGGGAUGGCACAUCACGUGACCUAG
This is a messenger RNA of Bipolaris sorokiniana ND90Pr, 348 nucleotides long. RefSeq lists its product as uncharacterized. Bases 88 to 348 code for a protein of 86 amino acids. The transcript has 2 exons. Lineage: Eukaryota; Fungi; Ascomycota; Dothideomycetes; Pleosporales; Pleosporaceae. The record is from RefSeq and is a predicted model, not a curated record.